This is a messenger RNA of Lolium rigidum, 640 nucleotides long. Its product is annotated as signal recognition particle 9 kDa protein. The transcript is spliced from 4 exons. Gene Ontology annotation, biological process: negative regulation of translational elongation; SRP-dependent cotranslational protein targeting to membrane. Gene Ontology annotation, cellular component: signal recognition particle, endoplasmic reticulum targeting. The coding region runs from base 67 to 381 and encodes 104 amino acids. The record is from RefSeq and is a predicted model, not a curated record. Gene Ontology annotation, molecular function: 7S RNA binding. NCBI's taxonomy places the organism in Eukaryota, Viridiplantae, Streptophyta, Magnoliopsida, Poales, Poaceae.
GGCGAAGCCCUAGCUUUUCCGGCCAGCGCCCCCGCCGUCGCCGUCGCCGCCGCCGCCGAAGCAGAGAUGGUGUACUUCGAUUCGUGGGACGAGUUCGUCGACCGCUCCGUGCAGCUCUUCCGCGCCGACCCCAUCACCACGCGCUACAUGAUGAAGUACCGGCACUGCGACGGGAAGCUCGUGCUCAAGGUUACCGACGACCGCCAGUGCUUGAAGUUUAAGACGGACCAAGCUCAGGACGCAAAGAAGAUGGAGAAGCUCAACAACAUCUUUUUCGCUCUCAUGACUCGUGGACCUGACGCUGAUAUAAGCGAGGUUUCAGGGAAGGAACAGGCCGAGCAACAGCAAUCGAAGAAAGGACGGGGUGGCAGGAGGCAGUAGCAUCUCGAUUUCUCUCGGAAAGAUCACAGCUGGGUGUGGUGGGUAUACAAUUUGACCGACUCCUGUUGGCCCCUGCUAUGUUGUUGCUCUGAAGGAACUGUGAGCUAUAUAACUAGGGUCCUUUCCUAUUACAGAACUGAGAAAUGUACUUACCCACACAAUCAUGAUCGAUAAGGCAAUCGAAUCUUGACCGUUGUUUUGGGUGCUUUGUUGACGCUUUUUCGUUGAGCAAUAUGGCAAAGUAUUUUCGUGAAACUUC